CUCGGAUUUCGGCUUCCACCUCUAUCAUGUCUUCCGACCAGAACCGACUUUCUGAGCCCCCUUUCGUCACCGUAGAAGGUCUGUUCAAUACACGGGCUGUCGGUGGUUAUUCGGUACCAUCAGAUCCUCAGUCGGUCGUCCGCGUCAAACCCGCCAUACUGUAUCGGUCUGGCGAUCCCUCUCGAAUCACUGAGAAAGGCAAAGAGCAGCUUCUUUCACUCGGGAUACGUCGCGCCUUUGAUUUUAGAAACGACUCCGAAAUAGCUGGCUAUGGCUCCAAAGUCCUCGAAAUUCCGAAUGUAGAAGUUACCAAAGCUCCUGUUUCCCGGGACCACGAUAAAUCUCUCGACCCGGCCACCCUUAUUAAGCAGCUUAUGAGUCAAUUUGAAACCAAUGAAAUCCAAGCGUUUAUGAGGAUUUACACUGAGAUUCUGGAGCUCGGGGGACCAGCAUUUGAGAAGAUCCUCAGACACAUGAUCGAGAAACCAGACGAACCCCGCCUUGUUCAUUGCACAGGUAAAAGCACUUGGUUUCAACCUCUCUACCCUACACGUCAAUUUAUGCUCGUCAAUGCUACACUCAGCUGGGAAAGACAGGACCGGUGUCUUUGUUGCGUUGGUUCUCAUGAUUCUUGGUGUCAAUGACCAGGAUAUUAUUGAUGACUACUCGUUAACGACAAUCGGGCUAGAGCCAGUGAUUCCUCUAAUAAAGGAAAGGGCUGGCAAGCUAAACAAAGCCUACCAAGAGAACCCGAUAGCUGCGCAGAAAAUGGGUAGCUCAAGACCGGAGACAAUGGCCGCAACUCUACAUAUGAUUCGCCAAAAAUACGGCGGCGCUGAAGAGUAUUUGAAGUCGCACACGAGUUUGAACGACAGCGAUAUUCGGCAGCUCAGAGAAAAUUUCGUCCUGAGGACGGCGUAAAUGGACUUUGUUUUAUUCUUUUUGGAUGUGGGUUACUUCCGACUCAAGUGGGAUCGUACGGGUUCGCAGGGAGAGACAGGAAGGUGAGUGUCAAGAAAUGAGUUAUUCACGACUGCAACUCCCAGUGGACCGCUUAGAAAGAGCAACACUAUUGAAUAUUGAUCACCCACCGGGCCCAGCUACUGCUGUAACCAUCCAUCAGUGUCGCAAAAAUUCAGAAUUGACAGGUCAUCAGGCUGUUACUCACGUUUCUUCG
Molecule: messenger RNA, 1177 nt
Organism: Marasmius oreades (fairy-ring Marasmius)
Lineage: Eukaryota; Fungi; Basidiomycota; Agaricomycetes; Agaricales; Marasmiaceae
Exons: 5
Coding region: 27-644 (205 amino acids)
Biological process (GO): dephosphorylation
Molecular function (GO): phosphoprotein phosphatase activity
Source: RefSeq, a predicted model, not a curated record